UUAGAACGUCGUUUACAACCUGCUAUAUUGGUUGUUACAACCGGUGACGGGAGGUGUUAAUAACACCGCGUUCGAACGUUUUGGUAGCGACUUGGUGGGUUUUGGCGCGGGUUUAAGGGCGUACUACUCCAGUUUGUGGUACUGAGUCCUUCAGUCGGCUGCCAGGCGCCACCGCCAUAGCGUCCCUCAUCCCAGCAUCUCUGGCUAUCUCUCCACCAUGGCUGAUGUGCAGAUGAAGAAAUGGGGUCGCGGGGAGUACUGGGGGCUGGGGUCCGAGCACGACCCGGGCUGGCUGCUGACGGAGAGGCAGAAGGAGAUACAGGAGCAACUCCUCGAGCUCUGCAGGGUUAAGAUCAGACCAAAUGCAAUCCAGUGUGACCGAGACUAUGUGUUCCCAAGAGCUUCCUUGGACGCCCUGGCGGAGCUGGGGCUCCUGAGCCUUAUAGUGCCCCGGGAGCUGGGUGGACAGGGGGAGAACCACGUGUGUUCAGCUAUGGUCUGUGAGACCAUAGCUCGCUAUGGCUGUCCCUCCACCGCUAUGGUCUAUACCAUGCAUCUAAGUGCUGUUACCGCCCUCCUGCUGCGGUACCACGACAAUCACCGCGUUCAAGCUCUUCUGUCUCGUCUGGAUAAGGACAAGAUGGUCGGUACUCUCUCCUACUCUGAUCCUGCUACUGGUGGACACAUCUGGUAUCCUAUGUCCUCCAAGGUGAAGUGUCUUGAUGAGGAGACAAUCCAGCUCCUCAAGUUUGGGUCUUGGGCCACGAGUGCCGGCCACGCUGACUGGUACACCAUCCAGACGGUCAGUCCCAACUACGGCGGUGACUACUCCAACCUCUCCUGCUUCCUUGUCUUCAAGGAUGAAGUGCGGGCCAGCACGGACGACUGGCGGGCGCUGGGAAUGCACGGCAACAUGUCCGGCCCUCUGGUGGUCGAGGGCAAGUUUAACUUGGAUAGGAUGAUCGGCCCGCCUGGUGAUGGUCGUUUUAGCAACGACGAGACUGUUGAUCCCUAUUUCCUGCUGUGCUCAGCCGCUGUGUGGAACGGUAUCUCCCUAGCAUGCAUGGAUGUGGCCAGGAAGCACGUUACUCGCAAGGCUCACGCUGAUGUGGGGAUGCGAGUGUGUGACUACCCCACAAUACAGGACUACUUUGGUGAAUGCAUAAGCGACACCAACUCGUCCCGGGCACUGACCUUCCUCGUGGCCCAAGCCAUGGACACCAGGAGCCACAACAACGACUGGUCACUCCACGUUGACCUCCAAUUUGCUCCAAGGACAGAAUACCUACAGUGGCUUUGGCAGGUCAAGUUUAUUGCUGCCAAGAACGUGGCCAGUGUGUCUGACAAGAUGCUGUUUGCCUGUGGUGGCACAGGAUAUAAGAUUGAGUUGGGUUUGGAGCGCCUCUUGCGAGACGGCAAGGCUGGCUGGGUGAUGGGACCCUCUAACGAGGUGCUCAGGCAGUUCCUUGGCAAGAGUGUCCUCUUGGGCCCAAACUCCUUUGAUUUUUGGGAGCAGCAUCCCAACGAGCGGAUCAUUCACCAUGAACUGAAGAAGAUGAGUCUGGAAGAGAAGAGGAAGCUGGCCAAGAGUCUUCUGGAGGACGUCGAGGCGGAGGAGAAGGGAGCAGAGGACAAACAUGUCUUCCAGGAAACUGACUUUGAAAAUCCUUUCAAUACCUGUCCUCCUGCAGUUAAUGCCGAGAUCCUGGAGACGAGUGAUGGGGUGAGUCACGAGCCAGCGCUGAAGCCUGAAGCGUGGACGCUGCUCAGCCUUCAGUCCCACACACGUGUUAGUGAGAAGAUGGGCGCCUUCGUCUUCUCUCUGCCUCACACUACUGACCACACGGGAUGUUUCGCAGGGCAGUAUGUUGCGGUUAAAGUCAACAUCAAUGGGAAGGAACAUUUUCGCUAUUUCUCCCCUGUGUCAUGCCCCAAUGACUUCGGUCACAUUGACCUCGUGCUCAGGUUUGAGACGCAGGGGCUCGUUUCCCGCCAUUUUCAAGCCCUGAAACCAGGGGACAAGGUGGAAUUCCAAGGUCCGUGUGGAGGCUUUGAAUACGAGACAAAUGGGCUGGAUGAGUUGACUUUGUUGGCAAGUGGAGGCGGCGUCACCCCGGCCAUGCAACUCAUCCGCUACAUCAUCAGGGACCCCACUGAUAAUACCAACAUUAAACUUAUAUACUUCUCUGAGAACUGUGAUGAGAUUCUCUAUCGUGAAGAACUGGAUCAGUAUGCAGCGAGAGAUGAGAGGCUGAAGCUGGUGUAUACACUGGGGGAGGCCCCUGAGCACUGGGAAGGAGAGGAAGGCUUCAUAGACACACACAUGAUUGAUAAGCAUGUCACCAAGCCUAAUGGCAUGCGGCAUAAGAUUGUGAUGUGUGGGGGCCCGACCAUGAGCAUCUCCUGCCUCCACUCCCUACGGUCGCUUGGCUUCUCGGCUGAGUGUAUCUUCAUUUACGGCCAGUUUGGAACAGAGCAAGUGAAGGCGGUGUAUGGGAGAAAUGUUAAGCUCUCCAAUCAUCGCUGUGAUAACUCUCUCUAACAUAUAUGUUACGUGGUUUGGUAUGUAACAAGUAGAGUGCAGUGUUUGGCAGAAAUGUAAAGCUCUUCCCAUUACAUGUUCUGAUAUGCUCUUAGAUAUCAGAACUCGAUAAAUAUAUGUUGAUUUCCCUAGAACUGACAACACUUGAUAAAUGUUAUCGAUAUUUGAGACGAGGUGACUGUAAGUGUUUUGAUCUUCAACUUGUAACAUAUUACUUACUGCAACAAAAGAAGUUGUAAUUGUAACCAAGGAAUUUAUAGCAGCUUCUUUAAUAAUGCUCUAUGAGUCGCAUAGAAGCUGCCCACUGGGAAAAUGACUGGGGUCAACCUGACUUAAGAGAAUUUAAGGUCAUGGAUAUGAGUAAGUACAUCAAUUGCCCGACCAUGGCAAAAAUCUACUUAAACAGAAGACCAGGCACUGAAUAUUUUAUGUACAACAUAAAAAAUACAACUAUAAAUAAAUGUCAAAAAAUUUGAA
Procambarus clarkii (red swamp crayfish) is the source of this 3019-nucleotide messenger RNA. The record is from RefSeq and is a predicted model, not a curated record. Lineage: Eukaryota; Metazoa; Arthropoda; Malacostraca; Decapoda; Cambaridae.